GAUUAGUUUUUGAAGAUUCCCAAGUUUUCAAAGUUAAUAGUAUUUUUAAAUCCCUAUGAAUAUUGGGCAGGGAGGUUUCCUUGGAAACAGCCUGGUCAGAAAGGUCAAGGAGAUGAUGGGCAGAGAGGUUAACUGCUUUAGCCACCACCAGAAUUACACUCUCUUGGAAUAAUAUUUCUUAACCCUGCCUGAACAUUUGAAUCACUGGAGGGUGGGCAAAAUCCAACCACUGGCUGGGCCCACCCUAAAUUAAUUACAUCAACUUCUGCAGGUAAGGCUCAAGCAUCAGUAUGUUUUCAAAACUCCUCAGAAGAUUCUAAUUCCCAGCCAGGGUUCAGAACUACUCAUGUAGCGAUUUACUAAAUAAAACUGAUUUAAUGCUUUUUAAAAAAUGAGGUUUCUGAGUUUGUUUUGCUUUCCUCACAUCACUGACAAAUAUCAAAAUGCAUUCAAACUUCCUUUGCUCUGAAGAUCCAAGGUUCAGUGCAGUUUUCAUCAUUAAACAAAGUAAGCCCUGGGUUCAAGCUAUGUAAUGGAAAGAUAAUGGGACUUCUCAUCCCUAGCCAACCAUCUCUGAGAUUCAAGUGUGGGAUACAAAGAUAGCUGGAGUAAACCAAGAUCUCAUUUUCUUCCAACUCUAGACUCUAGUAGUUUGUAUCAGUAUCGUUAUUUUUACUUCAAAUUUGAGGAAAUUCUGGGAAUUGCUAACAUCCCAGAGGGGGAAAAAAAACCCAAAGGAGACUGAUUUCUCCCAUUCUGCCUAAUUGUGGUAACCAAUAUGAAUAUAUUGAUCCCUGGGUAUAAUCCAAUUACCUCUGGAAAGUUCUCGCCCUAUUUUUGGAAACUAGGGAUUUUCCAGAUUAGUGUGAACUGUGGCCAUGCCACUGACUCAGGCCUGAGUUUCGCAAGCGAACAGGCAAAAGCAGCCUCUCUCCCGGGCAUUAUGAAGCCUUCGCUUUACUUCGAUACCACGGGGAAUUACCUGCUCAUCUGAGAGCUUUUUGGGGGGAACCAAUGUAGUUCACAUUCGUGUUGUCUAAAAAUACCGUAAAGCAGCCCUCUCCACAGAUUCCUUGCGGGUCACUUUAAAUUACAAAUUCGUCCGAGCACGACAGCAGAGUAACUGCUUCUGCCCGCCAAUGCGGGCGAAGGUCGGCCCUAAGUUUCCCUUUGUACCCGCUGAACUGCGCCGCGCAAAUGCUGAAAGUUAGGAGAGGGCGAGAGACGGAAGCAAAGAGACGCACGUUCUAGACAAACCACCGAAAUCGCGCAGAGAUUAGAGCAAAUUCUGCCAAUACUACCUUGGGGAUAAAGUAGCUUGUAAAGCUCCCUUCUUUAUACUUGUGGCAAAUACUAUUAAAAACGCGGCGGCUAAAACCUGUUUUAGGUAAAGAGACGGCCUCCUCGACCUCUCCGGGGCCCCAGCCGAGAGGUCUCCCGAUGACAGGAGGGUCCCACACUGCGGCCCGCGGCACCAGCCGCGGCGCAGGCCUAGGGGAGGCCUGAAGGGACUAGUUGGCGCGCACCAGCGGGGCGUGGUGACGUCAGGGCGGAAGCGCACGCUGCGUGAAGCGGCCCAGAACCCGGCGGUCACGGGAAUAUCCGUCGCGCCGAGGACGCUGGUUAGUCUCGCUCCGGGUUCCGGCUGCGUUGGGCGUGCGUGCAGCUCGCUGAGACUAUGGCGUCCGGGCCUCACCCGACCGCGACCGCUGCCGCCGCCGCCUCGUCGGCCGCCCCGAGCGCGGGCGGCUCCAGCUCCGGGACGACGACCACGACGACGACCACGACGGGAGGGAUCCUGAUCGGCGACCGCCUCUACUCGGAAGUUUCGCUCACCAUCGAUCACUCGCUGAUUCCGGAGGAGCGGCUUUCCCCUACCCCGUCCAUGCAGGACGGGCUCGACCUGCCCAGCGAGACCGAUUUGCGCAUCCUGGGCUGCGAGCUCAUCCAAGCCGCCGGCAUUCUCCUCCGGUUGCCGCAGGUGGCGAUGGCAACGGGGCAGGUGUUGUUUCAUCGUUUUUUCUACUCCAAGUCUUUCGUCAAACACAGUUUCGAGAUCGUUGCCAUGGCUUGUAUUAAUCUUGCAUCAAAAAUUGAAGAAGCACCUAGAAGAAUAAGAGAUGUGAUUAAUGUAUUUCACCAUCUGCGCCAGUUAAGAGGAAAAAGGACUCCAAGCCCCCUGAUCCUUGAUCAGAACUACAUUAACACCAAAAAUCAAGUUAUCAAGGCAGAGAGGAGGGUGCUAAAGGAGUUGGGAUUUUGUGUUCAUGUCAAGCAUCCCCAUAAGAUCAUUGUUAUGUAUUUACAAGUCUUAGAAUGUGAACGUAAUCAAACCCUGGUUCAGACUGCCUGGAAUUAUAUGAAUGACAGUCUUCGAACCAAUGUAUUUGUUCGAUUUCAACCAGAGACUAUAGCAUGUGCUUGUAUCUACCUUGCGGCUAGAGCUCUUCAGAUUCCAUUACCAACUCGUCCCCAUUGGUUUCUUCUUUUUGGUACUACAGAAGAGGAGAUCCAGGAAAUCUGCAUAGAAACGCUUAGGCUUUAUACCAGAAAAAAGCCAAACUAUGAAUUGUUGGAAAAAGAAGUAGAGAAAAGAAAAGUAGCCUUACAAGAAGCCAAAUUAAAAGCAAAGGGGUUGAAUCCCGAUGGAACUCCAGCCCUUUCAACCCUUGGUGGAUUUUCUCCAGCCUCUAAACCAUCAUCACCAAGAGAAGUGAAAGCUGAAGAGAAGUCACCAAUCUCCGUUAAUGUGAAGACUGUCAAGAAAGAACCUGAGGACAGACAACAGGCUUCCAAAAGCCCUUACAAUGGUGUAAGAAAAGACAGCAAGAGAAGUAGAAAUAGCAGAAGUGCUAGUCGAUCAAGGUCAAGAACGCGAUCACGUUCUAGAUCACAUACUCCAAGAAGACAUUAUAAUAAUAGGCGGAGCCGAUCUGGAACAUACAGCUCAAGAUCAAGAAGCAGGUCACGCAGUCACAGUGAAAGCCCAAGAAGACAUCAUAAUCAUGGUUCUCCUCAUCUUAAGGCCAAGCAUACCAGAGAUGACUUAAAAAGUUCAAAUAGACAUGGUCAUAAAAGGAAAAAAUCUCGUUCUCGAUCUCAGAGCAAGUCUCGGGAUCACUCAGAUGCUGCCAAGAAACACAGGCAUGAAAGGGGACAUCAUAGGGACAGGCGUGAAAGGUCUCGCUCCUUUGAGAGGUCCCAUAAAGGCAAGCACCAUGGUGGCAGUCGCUCAGGACAUAGCAGGCACAGGCGCUGACUUUCUUCCUUUGAGCCUGCAUCAAUUCCUGGUUUUGCCUAUCUACAGUGUGAUGUAUGGACUCAUAAUCAAAAACAUUAAAAGCAAACUGAUUAGGAUUUGAUUUCUUAAAACCCUCUAGGUCUCUAGAAACACUGAGGACAUUUUCUUUUGGAAAGAACUAUGUUUUUUUGUUUUGUUUUCUUGUUUGUUUUUUUUUCUUUUUGGUUUUUGUUUUUGGGGGUUUUUUUGCACAUUAAAAUGCCCUAGCAGUAUCUAAUUGAAAACCAUGGUCAGGUUCAAUUGUACUUAUUAUAGUUGUGUAUUGUUUAUUGCUAUAAGAACUGGAGCGUGAAUUCUGUAAAAAUGUAUCUUAUUUUUAUACAGAUAAAAUUGCAGACACUGUUCUAUUUAAGUGGUUAUUUGUUUAAAUGAUGGUGAAUACUUUCUUAACACUGGUUUGUCUGCAUGUGUAAAGAUUUUUACAAGGAAAUAAAAUACAAAUCUUGUUUUUUCUAAA
Molecule: messenger RNA, 3758 nt
Organism: Mirounga angustirostris (Northern elephant seal)
Lineage: Eukaryota; Metazoa; Chordata; Mammalia; Carnivora; Phocidae
Gene: CCNL1
Product: cyclin L1
Exons: 11
Coding region: 1679-3259 (526 amino acids)
Biological process (GO): regulation of transcription by RNA polymerase II
Cellular component (GO): nucleus
Molecular function (GO): cyclin-dependent protein serine/threonine kinase regulator activity
Source: RefSeq, a predicted model, not a curated record